GCCGGCGGGCGCUCUGGCGAUGGGCGAAGCGGCGGCGCGCGCGGGGGCGGCGCGUUAGACGCGCGUGGCCGGGCCGGGAUCGCGGCGAUGGCGCAGGCCGCGUUCGAGAAGGCGGCGGAGGAGGUGAAGCAGCUCAAGUCGCAGCCGACGGACCAGGAGAUGCUGGACGUGUACAGCCACUACAAGCAGGCCACGGUGGGCGACGUGAACACGCAGCGCCCUGGUAUGCUUGACUUCAAAGGCAAAGCAAAGUGGGAUGCCUGGAGUGCAUUAAAAGGAAUGUCCAAAGAAGACGCAAUGAAAGCUUAUGUAGCAAAAGUGGAAGAACUUAAAGGCAAAUAUGGCAUCUGAGGACUGGAUAUAGCAACCAUUUUCACAUCUGCAACAUGCCUUAUCUCUAAUACUGUGGAAAACUGAUUACUGAGGAUAACUUUAAGUAGCUAGCGUACUAUAGUCUGUUUUCGUAAUGCCCAUAGUACGGUAGGAAUUACAUACCUGUCUAACAUACUGAUGUGUUACAGUAUCCUCUUGUGAAUGAAAUAACCUGGAACUCAUUAAAAUGCAUUUGGUACUUUA
Messenger RNA from Rhea pennata, 576 nucleotides. It is a transcript of the gene DBI, whose product is annotated as diazepam binding inhibitor, acyl-CoA binding protein. Gene Ontology annotation, biological process: fatty acid metabolic process. Gene Ontology annotation, molecular function: fatty-acyl-CoA binding. The record is from RefSeq and is a predicted model, not a curated record. Bases 88 to 351 code for a protein of 87 amino acids. The transcript has 4 exons. Lineage: Eukaryota; Metazoa; Chordata; Aves; Rheiformes; Rheidae.